Molecule: messenger RNA, 1777 nt
Organism: Falco peregrinus (peregrine falcon)
Lineage: Eukaryota; Metazoa; Chordata; Aves; Falconiformes; Falconidae
Gene: SDSL
Product: serine dehydratase like
Exons: 9
Coding region: 514-1656 (380 amino acids)
Biological process (GO): L-serine catabolic process; L-threonine catabolic process
Molecular function (GO): threonine deaminase activity; L-serine ammonia-lyase activity; pyridoxal phosphate binding
Source: RefSeq, a predicted model, not a curated record
GUGCCAAAGCAGCCUCUGCUUCCAGAUUUCUCAGGCUGGAGGGACAGAGGACUAGUCUACGGCUGCAGGGCAAGGAGCCAGAGUUGGACCUUCCUCCAGAUCCCACCUUCCUCCUCCUCGCCUGCCGGGGACAGAGCCAGCCCGUCGGUGCAGAGGCUGCCCUUGCUGCACCGGGGGUUCGGGUCAAAGGGACAAAGUCCUCGGAUCCACUGGGAUGUGUUUCUGGCUGGACCCGGCCAUUGCCGGUGCCUGUGCCCAGCUGGGGGGGCAAACCCUUGGGGACCCCCAAAGUCAUUUGGGAGCUGCCUCACCUCUUCUCCACCCUGUCUCCUGGGGCACCCGCACCCCAUCUCCUGGGCAUGCGAAGUCUGCUGGGACCUGGCUGCCGGUGGCUGUCCCUGCUGGGCCACUCAGCACCAUGCCCAGGUCCGCGGCAGGGUGCUUUUGGCAUCGAUCCAGCCCAGCGGCUGGAAAGCCUCACCAGGCACUGAGCAAGCAGCCAGAUCCAGGGCAAUGUUCAACUCCUGCCCCUCACCCUGCUGUGUGGCUGGACAUCGGCACUCAGGACACCAGCACGUCACCUCUCCCUCCUCUGUCCCCCAAACUGCAGGCGAGGAGCCGGGGACGCACAGCGAGGCCCCACGGCACGCCAGAACAUCCAUCCCCAGGGCCAUGGCAGCCCAGCCCAGUGGGGGCAAGAAGCCCUUCCACAUCAUCUCGCCUGUCUUGGAGAGCCUGCCCCUGUCCAGGGCAGCGGGCACCAAGGUCUUCAUGAAGCUGGAGAACAUCCAGCCCACAGGUUCCUUCAAGAUCCGGGGCAUUGGCCACCUCUGCCAGGAGGCUGCCAAGAAGGGCUGCCGCCACUUCGUUUGCUCCUCAGGGGGGAAUGCAGGUCUGGCGGCAGCGUACGCAGCCAAGAAGCUGGGGUUGCCAGUCACCGUUGUGGUCCCCAGCACCACUGGCCCCACCACUGUGCGCAAGCUGGAGGAGCUGGGGGCAGAGGUGGAGGUCUCCGGCCAGGUGUGGGAUGAAGCCAACAAGAGAGCCCUGGAGCUGGCUAAGACUGAGGGCUGGGUCAGCAUCCACCCCUUUGACCACCCCUUGGUGUGGCAGGGUCACGCCAGCCUGGUCCAGGAGCUGAAGGACUCACUGGACACCAAACCGGACGCCAUCCUGCUGGCGGUGGGUGGUGGGGGACUGCUGGCGGGUGUUGUGGCCGGCCUGCACCAGGUGGGCUGGCAGGACAUCCCCAUCAUCGCUGCCGAGACCUGGGGGACUCACAGCUUCCACACGGCGCUGGCGGCCGGUCGGCUCGUCUCCCUGUCUGACAUCACCAGCGUGGCCAAGUGCCUGGGAGCCAAGAUGGUGGCAGCGCGGGCGCUGGAGUGUGCCCAGGAGUGCCAGGUCAUCUCCCAGGUGGUGGAGGACACGGAGGCGGUGCGAGCCGUGGAGCAGUUCCUGGACGAUGAGAGGAUGCUGGUGCAGCCGGCAUGUGGGGCUGCCCUGGCCCUGCUCUACACAGGGCGGCUGCAGCGGCUGCAGCACGAGGGGCGGCUGCGGACCCCGCUGGCAUCCGUGGUGGUGGUGGUGUGCGGGGGCAGCAGCAUGCAGGUGGCCCAGCUGCAGGCCCUGAAGAGCCAGCUGGGGCUGGAGUGACCCCCACCCUGAGGAAGGGGAUAUGAUGGAGCCUGGCCAGCACCCUCUGCUUGCUUUCCUUCCGAAAUAACUAAAAUAAAGCCCCGCUGCCUGGUGGACACGGGGCCGGGCUCCUCCUGCA